Molecule: messenger RNA, 3525 nt
Organism: Theobroma umbraticum
Lineage: Eukaryota; Viridiplantae; Streptophyta; Magnoliopsida; Malvales; Malvaceae
Source: RefSeq, a predicted model, not a curated record
GAACGCAAGGGACUUUUGGGGAAAUAACGUAAAGUUGGGUAAGUGGCCAAUAGUCCCAACCAAGAAAAGACUCGUGCAACACCUGAUUCUCAACUCUCCAAACUCAAAUGUGGCGGUGCUGAUGAUGAGGCCAAUUAAUUCUCACUUCUAAGAAUUGGGUCCUUCUCGUCUCCGUUGAUAUACGAUGAUGGGAUUUGGGUCUUAUGUUGGGAACGCUCAUGGAGGAGGAUCUUCAAAUUUAUCAGCUUUAGCACCACCUUUCACCGUCGACCGAUCCAUCCCCAAACCUGCAGCUACCCCACUUGUUGAUUUGGGUGAACCCUUGAAUUGGCUUGAUUCUAAUCCUUACACUUUUAAUUCACCCCAACCGGCUCAACUGCCUCAGCUGGAUUUAGACCCGACUCCCACUCCUUCCUAUAACCAAAAUUCGGAUCUUUUUGAACCCAAAACCUAUUAUCCUUCCUAUGUCUCACCACCCCUUCAUGUGCCAACUUUCAAUGAGCAGAGCUUGCCUGGCCUGGACCAUACGGCUCAAUGGGCCGGUGGCUUGUGGGAUUGGGAGAAAGGGAAGCCGGCUCAGCUUGGUGGGAGUUUUUAUUCGAAGGAGACGUCUGUAGCUCCUUCCUCCAUUUACAUGGAUCAUAUCAACCUUGGAGCUCAUCCCUCCAAAAGCCUAAAGACAUGCGAAGAAACUUCAUAUAAUAUUUAUUCACUUAGGGAAGAUCAAGCUGGGCCUGCUAAUAUUGAAAAGCUAGAUUAUAACCCUGUCCUGGGGCAAAAUCCAUCAUUCAUGCCUGUGGAUUACUUGAAGACAUCAGUUAUCGGGUCCAGUUCAGCAAUUUCUGAAGCCAACUUGCAGGCACCUCCGUUAAAUCUGGUAAAUUGCAAGAACAAUCAUGUGCAAAUCAGCACUCCAUAUGAGAAACCAUUGAGACAGCACGGUACUACUUUAAGUGAUAGUAUACCUUCCGUGAAGUCUUCGCCUGGGGUUGUUAUUAGACCACCAGCUGUUGGUACCAGCUCUUCAGCAUCAAAUUCUGUUUCAUUUAAAAAUGUUAAUACUGGCAUUAAUGCAACUGAUACAAAUUUGGUUGGCAAUAAUCAUUCUACUGUGAAGGAGCCUCGUUUUUUGUUUAACUUUGGUAGCAAAAAUGAGUUUGACGCAAGUCAACUCAGCUUUCUCGUUGAUGGAACUUGUUAUAUGUCUGGGGAAUCGUUAACAAGCACUGAAAAGCUUUCAACAAGAAAUAUGGCCUCUAAGGAUGCCUCUGAUAAUUUCUUCGGAGCAAAAUCUGGAGUUAAUUUGUCUCGAAUUAGUCCAGAUAAUUUCAGUUUGGCACUUGAGAAUAAUGAAGCAGUCAUGGCUGUGGAGAAUUCUUUAGAGAGUUUAGAUCAUUACAACCCUCCUGUUGACUCACCUUGCUGGAAAGGAGCUCCAGCUUCUAAUAAUUCCCCAUUUGGUUCUUCUGAGGCUGUUGCUGUGCAGCUUGUAAAGAAACUUGAAGCAUGCGAUGGUUCAAAUGGUCCAGUGCUUAAAUUUAUUUCUUCGAAUACUGCUAACAUAGUUAAACAUCCUUCAGGAAAAGCAGGUGAAAUUUUGAUGUCUGAUGAAAAUGGGAAUGUGGAAAAUGGUUCAAUGUCUUCUCUGAAAUUGCCGCCAGUCUCCAUCCCGUCUUUUAAAGAACGUGAACCUGAUGAAGCUAGGAAAGCAGGAUCCCAUAAAAAUAAAGCAAGUUCUGCCUGUGAGAUCAAAUUCUCUGAUAAUGCAAGUGAAUGGAAGAAAGAUUAUGUCUUAUUUGACAAGUCAGUGGAUGAGGUUGAGAAGGCAUCUUACACUGGUCAACAAUGUCUUCCGGAAGGUAGAUUAGCUUCUAAAAAUUUGUGCAGAUCUGAGACUGGCGUUGCUGAUCUUGAGAUGAAGAUAAAUGAUGUCAUGGGCUGUGGUUCAUCUCAUAUGUCAUGCCAUGGUGUAAAGCAUUUAUCGUGUGCACCAUCCUCUGUAGAAGAUGUUUCUACAAAGCAUACUAAAUUCUUAGGCAAAGAACCCAUUUCAAAUAGCAGCAUCAGUGUUCUGGUAGAUACAAUGCAUAACCUGUCAGAAUUGCUUCUAUAUCACUUCUCCAAUGAGGCAUGUGAAUUAAGGGAACAAGAUGUCAAGUCCCUUGAAAAAGUAAUCAACAAUCUCGAUACAUGCAUGUCAAAAAAUAUCGGACAAGAGACAUUAUUGAGUGAGCUACAUAAGGGAACAAGCAUGGGAAGCCCCCAGGUGGCAGCUAUUGAUGUUCUAAGUCAGCAUGCGCAAGCGAAGAGGAAGCAUUUUGGUAAGAAAGAUGAGAAAUGUUCUGAUUUUGUUUCUGUGAGGAGUGGUCCAGACAUAAAAGUGAAAAAUGAUAAGAUGACCCAGGUUAUAAAGAAGGUUCUUAUUGAGAAUUUUCAUGAGAAGGAAGAGGCACACCCACAAGUUCUCUUGUAUAAGAAUCUAUGGCUUGAGGCAGAAGCUGCUUUAUGCUCCAUCAAUUACAUGGCUCGCUACAAUAACAUGAAGAUUGAAAUAGAAAAAUGCAAAUUGGACACAGAAAAAGAUUUGUCAGAAGACACACCAGAUGAGGACAAAAUCUCAAGGUCUAAAUUAUCUGCUGAUCUAAACACCAAUAAGAAAUUAACAGCAAUAGCAGAGAGUGCACCAACCCCAGAUGUUUCUAACCAAAAUUUUCCUAUAGCAAGCUCCAGCAACCAUGCUGAUGAUGUCACAGCCAGAUUUCAUGUAUCAAAACACCGGCUUAACAAUUCAAAUUCUGUUCAUACUAGAGAUGCAGAUGAACUCUCGAGCUCAAAGCUUUCUUUAGAUACGGAUGCGAUUGACAAACUGGCAACUGAAGUAAAGGAUAGCUCAACCUCAAGUCUGCGAACCCAAGACUCCCCUGCACCAGGCACAGCCUGCCAUACAGAUGAUGUUGAAGCCUCCAUCAUGGCUAGGUUACAUAUCCUGAAAAGCCGAGGCAUUGUUGAUUUGGAUUCCAAUGAGAUGGAACAGAAACCACUGCCAGAGGUUGUUGAUCUUGGAUUUGCAGGAAAGAAAAUGCAAAUACCCAUUGAUGAAGACACAGCAGAUGAUCAAAUUUCGGGUUUUAAUCUGGAAUCUGUCUCACAGAACCAAGUGGUUGACUAUGCUGGAGAACAGUUAGUUGUGAAGGAUUUUCAUCCAUGUGUCAAGCAUGAUUGCACAAUACAGUCUCCCAAGAGCGCCAGGCUUGGAAAUCAACUCUCUGCAGGCUGGUAUGACAGCUGUUCUUCAGACUGGGAGCACGUAUUGAAGGAGGAGCUUUCAGGACAGAACAGUUGAACCUAAAUUUGUUCCAGGCUGUACCCUAUGGUAAAUGAUAUCUUGUUUCCCGGUAAACAUUUGUAUAAAGUGUGUGGAACACCAACUGAGUUGCUUAGAACUUGACUGCUCUCCAACCUUGUAAAAAGCUGGUAAAAACUUAUUUCGAAUAAACCUUUAUGCUUCUUUCUUUUCUUGUUUGA